Molecule: messenger RNA, 582 nt
Organism: Entrophospora candida
Lineage: Eukaryota; Fungi; Glomeromycota; Glomeromycetes; Entrophosporales; Entrophosporaceae
Source: the annotation of a GenBank genome assembly
GAGUGAAAUUUCAAGCUUGUCCUCAACAAACCGCCAAAAUUUGCAUCUCAAAGGAGACAAAAGAUGUAGAAUCGGUUCAAAAACUGAUGGUAUAGGAUCUCUCGUCAACCUAGAUGAUAAAGAACUUCUUAUUUUUGAGCUAUCUGGAACACCAACUAGUCUUCCAAAGGGACACACAGAGGGAGAUAAAGUUGCUAAAAAACUCCAAGUAUUCAGUUUUCAAAUUGAUGAAAAAUAUAAUUGCUCUAUUUCAACUGCAUAUAUUGUUGGUCAUGGACUAUAUCACAAAAAAAAAUUGUUCUGGUUCUCAUUACCAAAAAGAUUGUUGGACUUGUGCUAUUUGUAUAAUAUAAUUGAUGUCAUGCUUUCUUUUAGAAAUGAAUUGACCAAUUCAUUGAAUGUUAUACACAAACUCAAGAUUGAAAAAACUCACAAUCUUAUUUCUGAUAACCCAAUCAGUGGUUACAUGUUGUGGUUACCACCCUCACGAGCUAGAUUGUUUUAUGAAAUCAAUUGUUUUAAAAAUCGUGAACCUAAACAAACUAGAAUUUUAAAUGCGAGAAGAUCUGAAACAAGAAGUGG